Syngnathoides biaculeatus (alligator pipefish) is the source of this 2048-nucleotide messenger RNA. RefSeq names its product N-acylsphingosine amidohydrolase (acid ceramidase) 1b (gene asah1b). Gene Ontology annotation, molecular function: N-acylsphingosine amidohydrolase activity; fatty acid amide hydrolase activity. The coding region runs from base 84 to 1262 and encodes 392 amino acids. Gene Ontology annotation, cellular component: lysosome. NCBI's taxonomy places the organism in Eukaryota, Metazoa, Chordata, Actinopteri, Syngnathiformes, Syngnathidae. The record is from RefSeq and is a predicted model, not a curated record. The transcript is spliced from 14 exons. Gene Ontology annotation, biological process: fatty acid metabolic process.
CAAUGCGCGUUGCGUGACGAGAAAAACAGAAGCGACUCCAUUGACAACAUUGGAGUCUCUCCCAGGGACAAGUUUCCAUAAAAAUGGCCCGCUUUCUUUUACUUAUUUUAACGGUUUUAUUUGCAGCCACGUCGUCGCAGUUUAUCCCCCCGUACACCGAAGACUGUCGGACCGGAACGUAUCCUCCGAGUGGGCCAACGUUUAAAGGCGCCGUGAGCUGGUACACAGUCGACCUGGACCUGCCACCCAAGGACAGAUGGACGGCUGUGAUCGCGGACAAAAAGACCGAGCUGGUCAACAUGAUCCAGGCCAUCCGAGACCUGGCCGACGCUUUCGUCCCCGGCGGGAAGCUCGUCCAGCUGGUGGACGUCACUCUGCCUCUGAUCGUCGACACCCUCCCGUACCCGUUUGGGGACGAAAUUAAAGGGAUAGCGGCCGCUUCGGGCGUUCCCCUCGGUGAGGUGAUCUUGUUCAACAUUUUCUACGAGGUGUUCACGGUGUGCACGUCGGCGGUGGCGGAGGACGCAAACGGAAACCUCGUGCACGGUCGCAAUCUGGACUUCGGUCUCUUCAUGGGGUGGGACGCGAAGAACAAGUCUUGGGUCCUGAGCGAGCUGCUGAAGCCUUUAGUGGUCAACGUGGACUUCACGAGGAACAAGCGCACCGUCUUCAAGUCCACUAACUUUGCCGGCUACGUCGGCAUGCUGACCGGCAUCAAACCUAACGCGUUCACGCUCACCAUGAACGAGCGCUUCAGUCUGGACGGAGGCUACAUCGGAAUCCUGGAGUGGAUCCUCGGAAAGCGAGACGGGAUCUGGAUGAGCUUCCUCACGCGCUCCGUACUGGAAAACGCAACCAGCUACGAGGAGGCCAAGUUUCGCUUGGCCCAGACCAAACUUCUGGCUCCCGCCUACUUUAUCCUGGGGGGAAACAGCACGGGGGAGGGUUGCAUCAUCACGAGAUCCAGACUUACAAGUCUUGACAUCCUUGAGAUCGAUGCGAAGCGGGGCCGCUGGUUCGUGCUGGAGACCAACUACGACCACUGGAAGGAGCCGCUCUUCCUGGACGACCGCCGCACGCCCGCCGUCAAGUGCAUGAACCGCACGUCGCGCGCGAACAUUUCCCUGAAGACGAUGUACGACGUGCUGUCCACCAAGCCCGUACUCAACAAGUUGACGACGUACACGACCUUGAUGCAAGUGUCGUCGGGCACGUUGGAGUCGUACAUCCGCGACUGCCCCAGUCCCUGCAUGCCUUGGUAGAGCGGCCUGCCUGCCGCCAACUGAGCGCUUCCGCCUCCCCGCCAACGGAAAUCAGCAUUUAAUCAACUUUCUCGAGUCAUUUUUGUGGCUCUUACAUCAUCUUCCUCAUCUCAUGUGUACAUAGUGUCAUUAAAUGCUAAUAAAUGUCCUCAAACAUGUCAGAAUGGUUCCAGGUGUAGGAUACCCACUAUUUUAUAUUAAAAAUAGAAAUACUGAUAUUUGGUUUUUUCUUUCUUUAAAACCUCCAAAUGUACCCUUGCUUUUAUCAUGUCAGCCCUUCUGUAUGCAUUGAAUUGCUUCAAAGUAUUUAUUGGACUUGUUGAAAUUUUAAAAUGUUCGUAUAAUUUUAAAAUCAUUGGACAUUAAAUUGCCCCUAGUUGUGAUUGUGAGUACGGCUCUUUGUCUCUAUGUGCCCUGCAAAUGGCUGGAAACCAGUUCAGGGUGUACCCCAGCUCCUCCCCGCUGACAGGUGGGAUAGGCUCCAGGACUCCCCGCGAUCUGUGUGAGGAUAAGCGGCUAAGAAAAUGUAUGGAUGUCUUAGCAAGAAUCAGAGGCGUUGAGGCACAUGAUUAGCUUUCGCAAGCCGCAUAAAAUGCUGCGGCGGCCCGCAUCUGGCCCCCGGGCCUCAAGUUUGACACCUGUUACUCUCAACAGUGAUUUUCUUAAAUUUAGAACAAACCUUUAUUUUACAAAAACAGUAGUGGUAGGAUGACAGUAAAAAGUUGUUUACAACCUUUAAUAUUUUCUAUAUAUUUUUUUUUAAAUAAAAUCAGAUUUUCCUUUUUU